This is a messenger RNA of Manis javanica (Malayan pangolin), 1532 nucleotides long. Lineage: Eukaryota; Metazoa; Chordata; Mammalia; Pholidota; Manidae. The record is from RefSeq and is a predicted model, not a curated record.
GAGGCCUGGACUUGGCUAUUGAGGGGCCCUCAAAGGCCGAAAUCAGCUGCAUUGACAACAAAGAUGGGACGUGCACAGUGACCUACCUGCCCACCCUGCCAGGCGACUACAGCAUCCUGGUCAAGUACAACGACAAGCACAUCCCUGGCAGCCCCUUCACAGCCAAGAUCACAGAUGACAGCAGACGGUGCUCUCAGGUGAAGCUGGGCUCUGCCGCUGACUUCCUGCUCGACAUCAGCGAGACCGACCUCAGCACCCUGACAGCCAGCAUCAAGGCCCCGUCCGGCCGCGACGAGCCCUGCCUCCUGAAGAGGCUGCCAAACAAUCACAUCGGCAUCUCCUUUAUCCCCCGGGAGGUGGGCGAACACCUGGUCAGCAUCAAGAAGAAUGGCGACCACGUGGCCAACAGCCCCGUGUCCAUCAUGGUGGUCCAGUCUGAGAUCGGGGACGCCCGCAGAGCCAAAGUCUACGGCCGCGGCCUGUCAGAAGGACGGACUUUCGAGAUGUCUGACUUCAUCGUGGACACAAGGGAUGCAGGUUACGGCGGCAUAUCCUUGGCCGUGGAAGGCCCCAGCAAAGUGGACAUCCAGACAGAAGACCUGGAAGACGGCACCUGCAAGGUAUCCUACUUCCCCACCGUGCCCGGCGUGUACAUAGUCUCCACCAAAUUCGCCGACGAGCACGUGCCCGGCAGCCCAUUUACCGUGAAGAUCAGCGGGGAGGGAAGAGUCAAGGAGAGCAUCACCCGGACCAGUCGGGCCCCGUCUGUGGCCACCGUCGGGAGCAUCUGUGACCUCAACCUGAAAAUCCCAGAAAUCGACAGCAGCGACAUGUCGGCCCACGUCACCAGCCCCUCCGGCCGCGUGACCGAGGCAGAGAUUGUGUCCGUGGGGAAGAACUCGCACUGUGUCCGGUUUGUGCCCCAGGAGAUGGGUGUUCACACGGUCAGUGUCAAGUACCGCGGCCAGCACGUGACCGGCAGCCCCUUCCAGUUCACCGUGGGGCCGCUCGGAGAGGGGGGCGCCCACAAGGUCCGGGCAGGGGGCCCCGGCCUGGAGAGAGGAGAAGCAGGAGUCCCAGCUGAGUUCAGCAUCUGGACCCGGGAAGCGGGGGCCGGGGGCCUCUCCAUCGCUGUUGAGGGCCCCAGUAAGGCCGAGAUCACAUUCGAUGACCAUAAAAACGGAUCGUGCGGUGUGUCCUAUAUUGCCCAAGAGCCUGGUAACUACGAGGUGUCCAUCAAGUUCAACGAUGAGCACAUCCCCGAAAGCCCCUACGUGGUCCCGGUCAUCGCGCCCUCUGACGACGCCCGCCGCCUCACUGUUCUGAGCCUUCAGGAAUCGGGAUUAAAAGUUAACCAGCCAGCCUCCUUUGCUAUAAGGUUGAAUGGGGCCAAAGGCAAGAUUGAUGCAAAGGUGCAUAGCCCCUCUGGAGCCGUGGAGGAGUGCCACGUAUCCGAGCUGGAGCCAGGUAAGCCGAGGCCAGGUGUGCGGAUCCCAGCGCACCCCGGAGCGGGCUGAUCGGCCACCCAAGCC